This is a messenger RNA of Ailuropoda melanoleuca (giant panda), 4291 nucleotides long. RefSeq names its product solute carrier family 34 member 2 (gene SLC34A2). The coding region runs from base 329 to 2410 and encodes 693 amino acids. Gene Ontology annotation, cellular component: brush border; vesicle; apical plasma membrane. NCBI's taxonomy places the organism in Eukaryota, Metazoa, Chordata, Mammalia, Carnivora, Ursidae. The record is from RefSeq and is a predicted model, not a curated record. Gene Ontology annotation, biological process: intracellular phosphate ion homeostasis; sodium-dependent phosphate transport. Gene Ontology annotation, molecular function: sodium:phosphate symporter activity. The transcript has 13 exons.
GCUAGCCGUCCACUUGCUGGGCUCGCACUGGGGCGGGGAGAGGGCGCGCGGGACGUGCGCUGCCUUCGGGGCGCGGACCGUGUGAGGUUCUCCCGCAGCCCUGACGCCUGGCUUUCCUGCGAAGCGGGGCGAGGUCACUGAUGGGCUCAUUAAGCCGGCAGGUAGGCAGUGCCCCGGCGGCGGCAGGCGGUCCUGGAAUGUACGAGGGGCGUGAUGACAGCGGCUGCCGCCGGCCUCUUUGCGCAACACCUUCGCUAUAUAUACCCGGGCUGCGGAGCUCCACCUGGGUGCCUCCUUCGGUCCAUUACCUGCGCUGGGAGCGCUGACCAUGGCUCCUUGGCCCGAGCUGGAAAAUGCCCAGCCCAACCCUGGUAAAUAUGUGGAAGGGACCACUAGUCCGCAGUCCACCAGCCCUGGGAAAGGCAAGGAGACCAACAAAACUGACACUGGGGCGCCUGCGACCAAGAUCGAGCUUCUGCCGUCCUAUUCCACCGUGGCGCUGAUAGACGAGCCCGCCGAGGUGGCAGACCCCUGGGACCUGCCCGAGCUUCGGGACACCGGGAUCAAGUGGUCAGAGAGAGACACCCAGGGGAAGAUUCUCUGUGUCUUCCAAGGAAUCGGGAAGUUCAUUUUGCUGCUGGGAUUUCUCUACUUCUUCGUGUGCUCCUUGGAUGUCCUCAGCAGUGCCUUCCAGCUGGUUGGAGGAAAGGUGGCUGGACAGUUCUUCAGCAACAACUCCAUUAUGUCCAACCCCAUGGCGGGGAUGGUGAUUGGAGUGCUGGUGACUGUCCUGGUACAGAGCUCCAGUACCUCCACGUCCAUCGUCGUCAGCAUGGUGGCCUCCUCACUGCUGACUGUGCGUGCUGCCAUCCCCAUUAUCAUGGGGGCCAACAUUGGGACCUCCAUCACCAACACCAUCGUGGCGCUCAUGCAGGUGGGAGACCGGAAUGAGUUCAGAAGGGCUUUUGCAGGAGCUACUGUCCAUGACUUCUUCAACUGGCUCUCCGUGUUGGUGCUCUUGCCCCUGGAGGCGGCCACCCAUUACCUGGAGAUCCUGACCGAUGUGGUGGUGGAGACCUUUCACUUCAAGAAUGGAGAAGAUGCCCCAGCACUUCUGAAAGUCAUCACAGACCCCUUCACGAAGCUCAUAAUCCAGCUGGAUAAGAAAGUUCUCAACCAAAUCGCGAUGAAUGAUGAAGCAGCCAAAAACAAGAGUCUGAUCAAGAUUUGGUGCAAGACUUUUACCAGCGUGACUCAAAUGAAUGUCACUGUCCCUUCGCCUGAGAACUGCACCUCGUCUUCCCUUUGUUGGUCGGAUGGUUUGAGCGUCUGGACUACUAAGAACAUGACCUUCAAGGAGAACAUUGCCAAAUGCCAGCACAUCUUUGUGAAUUCGAACCUCCCGGAUGUCGCUGUUGGCGUCAUCCUGCUGUUAGUCUCCCUGCUGGUCCUCUGCGGCUGCCUGAUCAUGAUUGUGAAGCUCCUUGGCUCCGUGCUCCGGGGACAGGUAGCUGUUGUCAUCAAGAAGACUAUCAACACUGAUUUUCCCUUUCCCUUUGCAUGGGUGACUGGCUACCUGGCCAUCCUCGUGGGUGCAGGCAUGACCUUCAUCGUGCAGAGCAGCUCCGUGUUCACAUCUGCUAUGACCCCACUGAUCGGUAUUGGUGUGAUCACCAUCGAGAGGGCAUAUCCACUCACGCUGGGCUCCAACAUCGGCACCACCACCACCGCCAUCCUGGCUGCGCUGGCCAGCCCUGGCAAUGCCCUGAGGAGCUCGCUGCAGAUCGCCCUGUGCCACUUCUUCUUCAACAUCUCGGGCAUCAUUCUCUGGUACCCGAUCCCCUUCACCCGCCUGCCCAUCCGCCUGGCUAAGGGACUGGGCACCAUCUCGGCCGAGUACCGCUGGUUCGCCAUCUUCUACCUGUUGUUCUUCUUCUUCCUGAUCCCGCUGGCCGUGUUCGGCCUCUCGCUGGCCGGCUGGCCGGUGCUGGUGGGCGUGGGAGUGCCCAUCAUCUUCCUGAUCCUUGUGGUGGUGGUCCUCAACAUCCUGCAGUCGCGCUGCUCACGCAUCCUGCCGGGGAAGCUGCAGACCUGGAACUUCCUGCCGCUGUGGAUGCACUCGCUGAAGCCCUGGGACGACCUGAUCUCGCUGCUGUCCGGCUGCUGCCAGAACCGCUGCUGCCUGUGCUGCCGUCUGUGCUGCCGCACCUGCUGCCUGCUCUGCGGCUGUCCCUCGUGCUGCCGCUGCAGCCGCUGCUGCCAGGACCUGGAGCAGGAGCCUGAGCUGCCCAUCAAGGCCCCCGAGGCCUUUGAUAAUGUGGCCAUGAGCCAAGAGGCCCAGGACGGGCCCCCUCAGUCUCAGGGGGAGGCCCCGGGCACAAAGAGCACCUCUAGCAGCACAGCCUUGUAGGGGCCUCCCAGAGGCGGGGUGGGGGGGGCCCAGCCCACCGGGGCUCCCCGGGCCUUUCUCUGCCUGGCAGGGAGCCGUUCCAUCCUGAGAAAGGGUGUUCACAUCAGCCCCCCACUUUCAUUGCCCUUGGCCCGGUGUAUCAGCCCUCCCAGUAGCUUAUCGCAGUGCGGGCUCCCGGGCUCCCGGGCGGGAGGGUGCUGGGCAGUCCUGGAAGAGCGGGAAAGACAAUGGCUAGAGAUGAUCACACUGCCCAUCCCUGCCCCAGCUGGGUUGCUCCACAGGACCUGUUUUCAGACUCCAGCUGUCCUCUCCCAAAGAAAGCCCCAAGGGAGGGAUUAAUGAAAGGUUCUCAAAGAUGCACGUGUGAAGUGUGUAUGUGAUGGUGAGAACACUCAGACCUCUCUUUUACCAAAGAUUUCUCCAACCAAGAGCAGCUGCCCUGAGGAGUCCUUGCCCCAGACCAGACCCAUUCGGGGGAAAUAGUGUAAUUGUUGGGAGACUUGGUGAGGACCACAGGGGUGGGCCUUUCCCCCCUUGCCAGAGCUCCCCAAGUCCCUUGUUGGCUGUCCUCACCUGGGCAGGUGUGGCUCAUCUAAGCUUCCAGCUGUGUCCUUGCCCAAGUUUUCAGGGCGGGAGCCGCGUCUGAGCUACCAAGACAGGUUCAGGGUGCCCUUCGGCUCACCGGUUGGCUCCAUCUUUCUGAGACGCGAGCGGUCCUGGUCCUGAGCUGGACAGUUGGAAGAUGAGAGCUAGGGAAUGGGGAGUGCUGGGGGUGGAGAGGGUUAAUCUGCUGAAAGGGCCUGGGCUCUUCUUGACUUGGCUGAUCUAGAAGCCGGAUUGACCACUGUGGCUAGAGCCUAGUGCUGCCCUCUUGGUCAGAGAAAAUCAUCCUCCUGGAGUCUUUUGGAAUAAGAUAUGCAGCCACUCUGAGCCUCCCCCCCCCCACUGCCACCUUGAGCCCCGGGAAAGCCAGGGGACAAUUGUAGCUUGUCUGCUACCCCACUCUCUGUGCAAGGUAGAUGUCUGGGUUGUGUUUUUUGGUGGACAGCUUCCAUUCAUCCAUCCAAGCCAGAAACUUUCCAAACAUUCUCCCACAUUCCCGUAGAUAAGUAAGCUCCGAUUUCCGGCCCUCUCCAUGCCUUUGGAGAUUCAACCUUUUCUCAAAGGGCAGAAACCGGACAUGGCCAGACUGCCCCCAGAAUGGUGAUCAUCAAGUAGCAGUAGGGGUCCGUGUGUGGCUGCCAGUCCAAGGGCUGUGCUGCUCCUUGCCCUCUGAUGCUCUCUCUGUGCCUUCUAGAGCCGCCUGCUGUCUUGACACCUCCUCCCUGCACCCCUGCACUGCUUCGCACCCUGAACCAUCCUAGUCUGCCCCGGGAGAGGGUGGGAGCCUCAGCGGAGUCUGGGGGAGGGGUUCAGUGCAGCCACACUCAAGACCCUGUUCUCCCCCAUCCUGGCUUGUGUGUCACCUUAGCAGGUUGGGAUGCCAAACUGAGCCCUCCUUUGACUCUUAACCCCUGUAGAUACCAACUCCCUAACAGCCAUUUAUACACUAUUUAUAGUCACACGUCUGUACAGCAUUUUUCAUAAGUUAUAUGGUAAGGAGUAGUGUGAUUUGUGUUUUGUGGUGCUCUCAUUUGGAAAUGAGGCCGGGUUCUACUAUGAAAUAUAAAGAAAGCCCCUUUGUAUAUUUUGUAAUACCGCCUUUUCGAUGUGCCUCUAUAGCCACACCCGGGCCACACACCCUGUAAAUAUGUCAGUGAAGCCUGGGCAGGGCUGUGGCCCUCUUUGCACACCAAUUUUUUCCAUUGGAUCCUUGUACCCGUGUUGAUUGUAUUUUUUUUUUACUGGUUGUGGGAAGGGAGAAAUAAAAGACAAUCAAAC